Coccinella septempunctata (seven-spotted ladybird) is the source of this 2102-nucleotide messenger RNA. RefSeq names its product SET and MYND domain-containing protein 4-like. The transcript is spliced from 4 exons. Lineage: Eukaryota; Metazoa; Arthropoda; Insecta; Coleoptera; Coccinellidae. Gene Ontology annotation, molecular function: protein binding. The coding region runs from base 58 to 2028 and encodes 656 amino acids. The record is from RefSeq and is a predicted model, not a curated record.
GAUCCAGUUGUUAUUCUCACUUCGUCGAAGGUGGCCAUUGUAUUUUACACAUGAAGAAUGAAUAAAUUCCAAAGGGAAUGUGAAAAAGCUAUCGCUUCAAUAUCGAAAGAAGACGUUUCAAAGUUCAACACAGCUAUCAAUCACGAAUGUCGAAUUAAAGUCAUAAAUAAAUAUGCCAAUUCAUUAUCUGUAAAAUUAGUGGAACCAAGAAAAGAUAUAGAAGUUGCAGAAAAAGAAAAAGUUAAGGGAAAUUGUUUUUUUGCUAAGAAAGAUUAUAAAAGUGCGAUUAAGUCAUAUAAUGCAGGUAUCGUCAGUUGCCCGCAAAAUGAUGAUUCAUCGAAGGAACUUCUAGCAAUCCUCGUGGCCAACAGAAGUGCUACCUUCUUCGAGAUGCAGGAGUAUAGGAAAGUGUUGAAUGAUAUAGACUACAUAUUGGAAAUUGACAGAUAUCCCAAACAUCUUCUAUACAAAAUCUGGUUGAGAAAAGCUAAGUGUUACGAUGCCCUUCAGAAUAAAAAAUCAGCAAACGAGGUUUAUCAGCAAGCGUUGGAUUGUUUGAAAUACAGUAAAUUGGAUUCGGAAAAAAUUUCAUUAAAGAUCAAGGAAAUACAAAAGAGUAGAACAGAAUCAGAAUAUAAAUUAAUCCCCAAAGAGAUUGUGGCUGUUUGCGACGAACCUUUUUUUCCUAAUGAAACGUAUGUUGCAGCUUACAAUGGAAUCUGUUUCGAUCAGGAUGAUAUACAAGGGAAAUUUGCAAGAGCAGCGAAAGAUAUACCAUCAGGUCAGAUUAUAAUUGAAGAAAAUCCUCAUGGUAGCGUUUUAUCGCCAGAAAAUUAUCUAACUAACUGUCAACAUUGCUUAAUUUCUACUGAUCAAAUUUACGCAUGUCCAAAUUGCCCGUCUGUGAUUUUCUGCAGUAGUAAUUGUGAGCGUUUAGCCAACGAAACUUAUCACAAAUAUGAAUGUGCCUUUCAAAAUACCCUAAUUCAAUCCGGGGCAUCCAUAAAUUGUUUAUUGGCGGUAAGAAUCAUAACACAAAAGAGUUUGAAAUUCUUCACCGAAACAAGACUGAAAUUGAAAAAAUUCCUCACAGAUAAUUGUGUUGAAACAUUCCUUGUGGACCCUUACAAAUCAGAAAACUACGAAACAGCAUUCUUUCUAUGUAGAAACGAAUCUUCAAGAACUAAAAAGGAAUUAUUGCAUUAUACAAUAAUGUCAAUUUAUUUAUUGAAAUUACUACACAGCAGUGACUUCUUUGGUGAGAUAAUUGAAAAUACUGACGCAUUAUCAGAAGAUGACACUUUUAUAGUAUCACUUAUGAUUAGGCACUUGGAAUUGCUACAAUUCAAUUGCCAUGAAAUUGCUGAGCUCAGAAAUACAAUUGGUGGUGAGGACGGUGUAGGAAAUUCAUACGAAUUGCAGUGUAUUGGGGCGGGUCUUUACCCUACUGCAGCCCUUUUCAACCAUUCUUGUGACCCCAGCAUCAUCAGGUAUAAUUCGAAAAACAAACUGAUUGUGAGAACUAUAAAGCCUAUAAAAAAGGGAGAUAUCAUUUAUGAAAAUUAUGGACCCAUUUACACGACAAUGAAAAGAGAAUUUCGUCAGCAGUUUCUCAGGAAACGAUAUUGGUUUGAUUGUGUAUGUUUGCCUUGUGUAGAAUACUGGCCUCGUUUAGAUGAAAUGAACGAACAAGACAUGAGAAUUGAAUGCAAAAGCUGUUUUAAUGUCAUAGUCAUGAAUAAAGUGACCAUAGAACCGUUUUUAGUCUGCGAUUGGUGUGGAAAAAGAGAAAACCUUUUUCCCAUUCUCAAAAAUUUGAUGGUCCUAGAAGAGAUUCUACCAAAUGCUGAAGAAUUUUAUCUGAACGGUCAGUUUAGGGAAGCGAUCAGUUUAUUUUUACAAGCACUCAAAAUUCUUUAUGAUAACUUAAAACCUCCAUGUCCUGAUAUGAUUAAAAUCCAACAAAGAUUGAGGACUUGUUUUGUACACUACGGAAACAGAAUGGUGGGAUAUGAAGUGAAACAAUAGCAUGUGGUUUGUGAAUACUGAAUUGAAUAAGGGGAAACCCAAAUCUUUGUUUUAUACACGUAUCUGUUAUUGUC